UGCUGCCCCGCUGGCAGUGCGGAAGUGGCCAUGGCGGAGCUGUACGUGAAGCCGGGCAACAAGGAGCGCGGCUGGAACGACCCGCCGCAGUUCUCCUACGGGCUGCAGACUCAGACUGGCGGAGCCAAGCGCACGCCCCUCACUAAGAGGGUGGCCGCCCCGCAAGAUGGAUCUCCCCGAGCCCCAACCUCAGAGACUUCUGGGCCACUUCCAUUGUAUCCACCAACUUCAAUUAAGGCUCCUGGACCUCCACCUGUGGGGAGUUACCCUGCCUCUGGUUUGGAGCUCAUAAGUGUCCCAGUCAUUGAACCUGAGGCUGUGAUUGAAGAUGUGCUGAGACCUUUGGAACAGGCAUUGGAGGACUGCCGUGGUCAUACAAAGAAGCAGGUAUGUGAUGACAUCAGCCGACGCCUAGCACUGCUUCAGGAACAGUGGGCUGGAGGGAAGUUGUCAAUACCAGUAAAGAAGAGGAUGGCGCUACUGGUGCAAGAGUUUUCAUGCCAUCAGUGGGAUGCAGCAGAUGACAUUCACCGUUCACUCAUGGUUGACCAUGUGACUGAGGUCAGUCAGUGGAUGGUGGGAGUGAAAAGAUUAAUUGCAGAAAAGAGGAAUCUUUCUUCAGAGGAGUCUAAAGAAGAGAAAUCUGCAGUGGCAGCUGAGAACCCGAUGAUAGCAGGCUUACAACAGGCUUCAUAAUCUUGGGAGACUCUCCAGACUCAGCUUGCACUGUCUCCUAUGCCUUGGUGUAGGAGGUCUUGUCUUACUUGGGCCCUUUUUUAUUACUAGGGAGACUGUCUGACUUAGGCCUGACCAAAGAUCCUGCCUGGGCUACAGUGAGAUCACUUGUUACCCAUAACAUGUACAUUUCAAUAAAAAUCAUCUGAGUGGUGGUAAUGGGUUGGAGAGAUGAACCCUUCCAAAUUAAACUAGUUCCCUCUGGUGUCAA
Messenger RNA from Jaculus jaculus (lesser Egyptian jerboa), 946 nucleotides. It is a transcript of the gene Sra1, whose product is annotated as steroid receptor RNA activator 1. The record is from RefSeq and is a predicted model, not a curated record. Gene Ontology annotation, cellular component: nucleus. NCBI's taxonomy places the organism in Eukaryota, Metazoa, Chordata, Mammalia, Rodentia, Dipodidae. Gene Ontology annotation, biological process: regulation of transcription by RNA polymerase II. The transcript has 5 exons. Bases 31 to 696 code for a protein of 221 amino acids.